UUGCCAUUCUAUUUUUCUAUUAUUGUUUAUGGGUUUUAAGUAGCGAAUGUGUGCGCUGCCAUUUUCUGUUGAACUUAUUAUUGAGAAAAGGCUAUAUUGAAAAAAGCAAAAUGCCUGAGAUGAUCAAAUCGCCCGCCGACAUCAAAACUGCACCUUUCGACCCGCGGUUCCCUAACCAGAACCAGACAAGGUACUGCUACUCCAGCUACCUGGACUUCCACCGCUGCCAGAAGGUCCGCGGCGAGAAGUACGAGCCAUGCUACUACUUCCAGCGCGCCUUUAAGUCUCUCUGCCCCAAUGAAUGGGUGGAGAAGUGGGACACCCAACGCUCAGAGGGCACUUUCCCCGGCAGAAUCUAAAGUAUUCUAAAUUAGCACCAUUACAAAGUUAAUUUAUGCGAGUUUUAUUUUUACUUAGGCCGCAAUUAUGUGAUUUUAGGGAAUAAAUGUGUUAAUUCCAAAA
Messenger RNA from Trichoplusia ni (cabbage looper), 462 nucleotides. It is a transcript of the gene COX6B, whose product is annotated as cytochrome c oxidase subunit 6B1. The transcript is spliced from 3 exons. The record is from RefSeq and is a predicted model, not a curated record. The coding region runs from base 111 to 359 and encodes 82 amino acids. Gene Ontology annotation, cellular component: respiratory chain complex IV; mitochondrion. Lineage: Eukaryota; Metazoa; Arthropoda; Insecta; Lepidoptera; Noctuidae.